UAUGCUUCUAAUGCACUAGUUAACAAAUCCAAAUCGACUCUCAUUCCUCUUACGGCAAAUGCCAGCAGAGUGGAACUGCCAGAUCAAGCCAAAUUUAAUCUGUUAUUAGAUACACAAUCUAAUAUCACGAUUUUAGCCUUUACAGUUGAUACCAGAGGAAACUCAGAUAAGGUCCUUUGGAGCAACACGAUCAAAAAAAUUAAAGAUAAGAUCCAGGACUUGUCUCAGAGAAAUCUCUCUUUUAAAGGAAAGAUUCUUGCAACCAAAAUGUUACUCAUUUCAAAAAUCUGGUACUCGGCUUAUCUCCUUCCUCCAACAAGAAAACAACUUAAUGAAAUUGACUCUCUCAUUAAAAAAUGGAUCAAAAACAAUUCACAAAUGCUUUCACAGUACUCAGUAUUUCAGCGCAACUAUGAACAAGGAGGACUGGCAGCUUCUAUUCUCAAAGAUAUGCUAGAUGCCAGACUUCUCAUAAUACUGCUCAAACUUCUAACUAGUAACACCUUACCUUUUAGGCUACUAUAG
This is a messenger RNA of Ambispora leptoticha, 525 nucleotides long. The record is from the annotation of a GenBank genome assembly. NCBI's taxonomy places the organism in Eukaryota, Fungi, Glomeromycota, Glomeromycetes, Archaeosporales, Ambisporaceae.